Molecule: messenger RNA, 1103 nt
Organism: Porites evermanni
Lineage: Eukaryota; Metazoa; Cnidaria; Anthozoa; Scleractinia; Poritidae
Source: the annotation of a GenBank genome assembly
AUGCAUGUAUGCCUUCAGUCUACUGCUGCUAAUCUCUCGCUUACAAGCAGUGAGUCAAGCCAAACUAUGCUGCUUUGCAGAUGAUGCGAGAGGGUGUGGAUCGCUACAGGAGAUUAGGGUGUGGUAUGACGAGUUGAUAGUGGCUGGACCGGACUAAGGAUACUUUCCUAAUGCUGGAAAAUGUUGGCUUGUCAUAGAGCCUAAUAAGGAAGAGACCUUAAGGAGCACCUUUGAAGAAAAAGCAAUCAACAUCAAAACAGAAGGAAGGAAGCACCUGGGUGCGGUCGCUUAGGAAAUCGGUCAGUAUCUAUUCUACGUCAACGGUAAAGGCAAGGAAUGGAUGGGGCAGGGGACAAAAUUGGCAGAGUUUGCUCUUUCGCAGCCUCAGGCUUGUUACGCAGCGCUCACAUUUAGAUUAUAACAACGCUGGACAUAAUAUAUUUUCUGAGAACUCUGUCUGAUACAGAAGAUCUACUUGCACCUCUUGAGCGUGCUAUAGCUGAUACUCUCAUAUUUUCCAUUACAGGGCACAACUGUACGCAAGCAGAACGUGAGCUGCUGGCGCUGCCAGUGAGAAUGAGAGGCAUGGGCCUAACAAAUCCGAGUCAAGUAGCAGCCUUAGAGUAUGUAGCAUCAACUACUCUCUGGUCCGUUAGCUCAACAAAUAGAAUCGCAGAUACAUGAACCGCCGGAUGACAAUGUAAAACGCGCUGUACAACAAGACGUGCGCCAAGUGAAGAAUCAGUAUCUGAAGGAAAAGCUUGAUAAGGUGAGGAGCUCGAUUUCUGCAAAAAUUCUAAGAGCUGUGGCUCUUAAUUGCCACUCAGAAGGGUGCGUUUAGUUGGCUUACCGUGUUGCCAAUUAGAGAUAGGGACUUUGAUUUAAAGGAGAGUGAGUUUCGAGAUGCUGUGAAACUCAGGUACGACUGGGAAGUUCCUGAUACACCCUCUGUUUGUGUUUGCGGAGACAUUUUCCAUGUAGAUCACGCUAAUAUAUACAAACGGGGCGGAUUUGUCAUCCAACGCCAUAAUGACCUGAGGAAUCUGGAGGCGGAACUGCUUAAAGUCGAACCACUUUUGCAAGACAUGAGGGGCUGGAUAUAG